AUGGAGAACACUUUCCGUGUUAGAAAGGGUGCCUGGACGGAAGAGGAAGAUAUUCUUCUGAGGCUGUGCAUUCAGAAGCAUGGAGAAGGAAAAUGGUACCAAGUUCCUUCCAGAGCAGGCUUAAAUAGAUGCAGGAAAAGCUGUAGACUGAGGUGGCUGAACUACCUAAAUCCAAAUAUCAAGAGAGGAGGCUUCGGAGAAGAUGAAGUGGAUCUCAUGAUUAAGCUCCAUAAGCUGUUGGGUAACAGAUGGUCACUGAUUGCUGGUAGGCUUCCGGGGAGAACAACCAAUGAUGUGAAGAACUACUGGAAUACGCACCUGCGCAAGAAGGAAAUUUCUCGCAUCAAAGAUGACGCGAAAGAAAAAGCACAAGACAUUGUGAAAGUGAACGUCAUAAAACCUCGACCUCGGACCGUAACAAAAAAAUUGACUUGGUUAUGUGGGAAACCUACAAUUGCAAAAAGCUUUGAACCAGAGGACAUCGUUAGCAACAUAUCUCCAACAUUAAUGCUAUCAGAGAAUAGGCCGACUAAACGGUGGGAAGGAUUGUUAGAUCACAAGGAAGGUGAUGAAAGAGCCCUAUGCACCAUAAUUGGGUUAGACGAGGAGCCCAACAGAGUUCACUGGGGCGAGAAAAUAGCACCAGAAACAAAAAUGGGGGACACUUUUGAUGAUCAGGAUGGUCUGAGUUGUUUGGCUGACUUCUCUUUUGACAUGAGCCUCUGGGAUUUUGUUAACGCAGAUCAAGAAAUAGUAUAAUGAUCUAGUGAUCUUUAGCUCUUAUAUGUUGAAAUAUGAUUCAUCCCUCGUAUUAGAAUAAGUAAAUCAAGGAUGGAUUAAUGUUAGGAUUAUAGUUAUAGCACCACUAAUU
Molecule: messenger RNA, 871 nt
Organism: Alnus glutinosa
Lineage: Eukaryota; Viridiplantae; Streptophyta; Magnoliopsida; Fagales; Betulaceae
Product: transcription factor MYB114-like
Exons: 3
Coding region: 1-759 (252 amino acids)
Source: RefSeq, a predicted model, not a curated record